This is a messenger RNA of Rhagoletis zephyria (snowberry fruit fly), 1905 nucleotides long. RefSeq names its product ATP-dependent Clp protease ATP-binding subunit clpX-like, mitochondrial. NCBI's taxonomy places the organism in Eukaryota, Metazoa, Arthropoda, Insecta, Diptera, Tephritidae. Gene Ontology annotation, molecular function: ATP binding; protein dimerization activity; zinc ion binding. Gene Ontology annotation, cellular component: mitochondrial matrix. The record is from RefSeq and is a predicted model, not a curated record.
AUGUUUAGAAGCAAAACCUUCUCGAUUGUGCAGUUCAACUUGAAGUACUACCAGGAUGCUCGCAACUUGUCCAAGUUUUCCAAUCAGCUGAAACUGCAAGCGGCUACCUCUAGCUCCAACUGCACGAGCAAACGUCGGGAGAAGCAGCACUCACCGAACAAUCGACAGCAGCAUCAGCAGCACACAUGCCUGCACACUACCUCCUAUCGACGAAAGACCGUCACCGGUGGUAUUCCGGGUGACGGAGGCAAUGGAGUUCGCGGAGGUGGCUUCGGUGGUGAUAAGACCACCAGCACCACCGGCGUGGGCGGCGGCGGCAGCGUCGGUGGAGGAGCCGGCGGCGGUGGUGGCAGCAGCAAGGACAAGAACUUCCUCUGCCCCAACUGCGGCAACAUCUGCACUCAGAUUGAGGAGUUCCUCUCCUCGACUCGCUUCGUCAAGUGCGACAAGUGCGCCCGCUUCUUCGUCAUCCUCUCGGAGAAUGACCUGCACAAGGGCGCCUCCACCGAGAAGUUCAACAUUCAGCGUAAUCCACCGCCGCCAAAGAAGAUUUACGAGUACCUCGACAAGCGAGUUAUCGGUCAGAAUGACGCGAAGAAGGUGCUCGCCGUGGCGGUGUACAACCACUACAAGCGCAUCAACCACAACAUACUGUCCAACUCGGCGGCGGCGGGCAAUGGCUCUCGCAAUGGCAAUGGCGGCGGCGGUGCCUCACUGGCCGACUCGGCCACCAGCGAGACGAAGAUAAUCAACGGCAGAGACGAGUUCAUCAACAUUCCCAGUCCCAACUCGAUUGGCAUUCACCUGCAGAACUUUCAGUCGGCGCAGGAGGCGCUGCACCAGCAAGGUGGCCCACAGGGAAGUGACGGAAAGCCUUCUAACAGCGGCCCCAACUCGCAGCGCGGCAGCUUCCUCCUCGAGGCGAAUGAGCUGGACAUCAAGCUGGAGAAGUCGAACAUCCUCCUGCUGGGGCCGACGGGCAGCGGGAAGACGCUGCUGGCGCAGACGAUCGCCGUCUGCCUGGACGUCCCCUUCGCCAUCUGUGAUUGCACCACGCUGACGCAGGCGGGCUACGUCGGCGAGGACAUCGAGUCGAUCAUAGCGAAGCUGCUGCAGGACGCCAACUUCAACGUGGAGAAGGCGCAGCAGGGCAUCGUCUUUCUGGACGAGGUGGACAAGAUCGGCGCCGUGCCGGGCAUUCACCAGCUGCGCGACGUCGGAGGGGAGGGCGUGCAGCAGGGCAUGCUGAAGAUGCUGGAAGGGACGGCGGUGACGAUUCCGGAGCGCAACUCGCGGAAGAUGAGGGGCGAGCCGAUUGUGGUGGACACGACGAACAUUCUCUUCAUCGCCUCGGGCGCCUUCAACGGCCUGGACCGCAUCGUCAGCCGUCGGAAGAAUGAGAAGUACCUCGGCUUUGGCGCCAGCUCCAGCGGACAGGGCCAGGGCCGACGGGCGGCGGCCGCCUCCGAUGUGGCGGAGAACUACGCCGCCAGCAACAGCACCGGCGCCGGCGGUGACAUCUCCGCCCUGGAGGAGGACAUUGCCGAGCGAGAUGGGCUGCUGGGGGCGGUGGAGUCGCGCGACCUGAUUGAGUUUGGCAUGAUCCCCGAGUUUGUGGGUCGCUUCCCGGUGGUGGUGCCCUUUCACUCGCUCUCUCAGUCGAUGCUGGUGCAGAUUCUCACCGAGCCGAAGAACGCCCUGGUGACGCAGUACCAGAAGCUCUUUCUCAUGGACAACGUCGAGCUGACCUUUGAGGGGGCGGCGCUGCAGAGAAUAGCCAAGGUGGCCAUGGAGCGCAAAACGGGCGCUCGCGGACUGCGAGCCAUUCUGGAGAACAUCCUCCUCGAGCCGAUGUUUGAGAUUCCCGGCACCAGCAUUCGCAAGGUGAACAUCACCGAGGAGGUG